Molecule: messenger RNA, 3309 nt
Organism: Brienomyrus brachyistius
Lineage: Eukaryota; Metazoa; Chordata; Actinopteri; Osteoglossiformes; Mormyridae
Gene: jade1
Product: jade family PHD finger 1
Exons: 13
Coding region: 478-2358 (626 amino acids)
Biological process (GO): regulation of transcription by RNA polymerase II
Cellular component (GO): histone acetyltransferase complex
Source: RefSeq, a predicted model, not a curated record
CCGGCUCGGUUCGCUGCCCGCUGGAAAUAAAGAAACGUCACUAAAAUGGCGCCAAAAGAUUAAGUUCGGAGGCGCUCGGCUGUGCGCCGAACCUGGGGGCUCGUGCGGGACGAGAAAGAAAGUUCGGGCCGUCGCCGCCGACCCGCGCGCGACGUCUUAUCGGAUAUAUUUAGCCUAUAAAUGGUUUUUAUUUUAAGGUUAUUCGUUUCUCCCCCCACUGGGGUUAAUGAAGGCGCCAUAAGGCGAACUACACGCAAUACGAAGGAGCGCCGAACCUGGGCUACUAACUAGGACAGCUGGCCGUGCACUUUGAAGCCGUUGCGGGGAGGAAAUGUAAUGCAAGUCCGAGUAUUGAAUUUGGAAUAAGGACGGCAGUCGCCUGUGAGCUGAUAAGGCACACCAUGUCUGCAACAGAGCUGGUAAUGAGAGAAAUCGGCAGAGUUGAGAACCCAGCGCUGCUUGCCUAGACGUCUGACCAUGAAGCGCAGCAAACACCCCAGCAGCAGCGAUGAGUCCGAUGAUGGAAGCAGCUCCACCUCCUGGUCCCAGAGUUCUAAGUCCCAUCUCAGGAGAAACACAUGGCCUAGAGCCGAGAUUAGGAAACCCUCUGAGGUCUUCAGGACGGACCUCAUCACGGCCAUGAAGCUGCAUGACUCUGUCCAGCUGAACCCGGAGGACUUCUUCAUCCUGCUCGACUCGUGGAGACAGGAAUGGGAAAAGGGGGUGCAGGUUCCCGUCAGUCCGAACUCCAUUCCACGACCUCUGGUCCGGGCCACUUUCGACAAAACCAAAGCUAUCAUGUUCAGCCGGCCCAAGAAGCUGAUCCGCUCGUCAGGAUCCGAGCCGCCGCCUUUGGGCUAUGUGGGACUGCACGCCCUCGCCGAGGCCACAUGUCGCUACGACCUGUGCGAGUUGGACUUGGCCUGGCUGGAGAUAGCCAAUGAGGAGUUCCGUGAGAUGGGACUGCAGAUCAUCGAUGAGCUGACGAUGGAGCGAGUCAUGGAGGAGUUUGAGCAGCGUUGCUACGACAACAUGAGCCACGCCAUGGAGACGGAGGAAGGACUGGGCAUCGAAUAUGACGAAGAUGUUGUGUGCGACGUCUGUCAGUCUCCUGACGGGGAAGAUGGCAACGAGAUGGUUUUCUGUGACAAGUGCAACGUCUGCGUCCAUCAGGCCUGCUACGGCAUCCUGAAGGUUCCCGAGGGCAGUUGGCUCUGUCGGACCUGUGCCCUGGGUGUGUCGCCCAAAUGCCAGCUCUGCCCCCGGAAGGCAGGCGCCAUGAAGCCGACGCGCAGCGGCAGCAAGUGGGUCCACGUCAGCUGUGCACUCUGGAUCCCAGAGGUGAGCAUCGGGAACCCUGAGAUGAUGGAGCCCAUCACCAACGUGUCCCACAUACCCAGCAACCGCUGGGCUCUGCUCUGCUGCCUGUGUCAGGAUAAGACCGGCGCGUGUAUCCAGUGCUCCGCCAAGAACUGCCGGACGGCGUUCCACGUCACCUGUGCCCUGCACUGCGGCCUGGAGAUGAACACCAUCCUCACGGAGACCGACGAGGUCAAAUUCAGGUCCUUCUGCCUCAAGCACUCCAGCAAGCUGAGGGCCGGGCGUGAGGACGGCAGGGGUGUGACAGCGGCGACCCUGCAGGCCGGAGGCCAGUAUGAGCCGACCGGCAGUGGCCGCAAGAUGAAACUACAGCAGCUGGAGGAUGAGUUCUUCCGCUUUGUGGUGCCGGGCGAUGUGGCCCGGUGCUUGAGUCUGUCGGAACAGCUUGUGGACUUCCUGUACCAGUACUGGAAGCUGAGGAGGAGAGCAAACUUCAACCGGCCGCUUCUUACACCCAAGAGGGACGAGGAGGACAGCCUGGCCAAGACGGAGCAGGACGUGCUUCUCUGUAGACUCAGGCUCUUCACUCACUUGCGGCAGGACCUGGAGCGAGUACGUAACCUGACCUACAUGGUGACGCGCCGGGAGAAGAUCAAGCGUUCUUUGUGCCGGGUGCAGGAGCAAAUCUUCCAGCACCGCAUCAGGCUCCUGGAGGAGCCCCGGAGGGCAGCUCCCAGGGGGUCUUCCCGGAGUUCAGAGGACACCACAUUCCUCAGCUGGGCCUCCUCGCACCCCGUGAAACUGCGGCCCGGGAAACGCGCCGAACCGGCCCCGCAGAGUCAGGACCGAGGGGGGGGCGGACUCCGUGGCUCGACGAGGAGGCCCCCUGAUCAUGAGCGCGAGCUCAGCGGCACGAGGAGUCAUAGGCGAGUCACCAGGGGGCCCGAGGCUCAGCAAGCAUCAGACAGACGCAGUGGCCUUCGGGAGCGGGCCCCCCCCAAGGCCGCCCCCCCCCCGGCCCGGACACACAAGCUCUAAAUACAAUGGCCAUCUGCGGGCCAAUCCCUGUCCUGCUCUGCAGCGGCCAGCCACUGCCGUCCUGAAAAACUGGGGCACCUUCAAGAUCCCGAAGAAGAGCGGGAGGCAGACACAGGUGGAACGGGACGUGGCCCCACGUGGGCUGGCGGAGCGGAACCCCCCCGGCAGGACCCGGAGUCGUCCCUGUGCCAGGGCACAGCUGGCAAACUCCGACGUGGGGACAAAGGGGAAGUGCCAUGUGCCCAUCACACGCCGCUACGGCUCGGACAUCAUGCCCCGCGGCAUCCUGGCCUCGUGAAUGCCGGCCCUGACCUCUGACCCUUGCCCUUUUGGGCCUCCAAAAAAAAGAGAAACUUCAAUCACAGAUUCCAUCAAAGAGCUGGUAUUUAUUUUUUAUUUUAUGUAUUUUUACAUCGUCUUUCUUCCGUGUGCAGCUUCGAGUCCUGCUCGUUUCCCCAGUGCCUAGAAAUGUAUCCCCAGCCUACGAUCACAUUCUGCACCCGAAGCGUCCGCAGAGGCGACCUCCUGAAGCGAGGAGCUGGUCUCUGUCCGUGGCUGACGGUCUCCGUGUGGGACAGCUAGUGGGCGCCUCCGGGUGGCGCUACUGAGCACGUGUUAUCGUGCUGACUGAGAGCAGUGGAGCGAGGCGUGCUAAAGUGUUAGUGUGCAAGCUCAGUGCAGAGUCUGACGUAGCCAAUAACUUAUUGGUUCCUGUAAGGACCUGUGACACUGUAAAUUUCCAAAAAAAAGUGUAAAGAAUCACAGUAAUUUAAUAAGCUUUAUUUAAAUGAAUGUCCUUAUAAUUUGACAGGAUUUUCUACUUUAAAUUGAAAAGAACUGGACACUUUAUGGAGCCCUUAGUGAACUUGUUCGCUAAUUGGCGCCAGCAUGCCUUCAGGGUUGUUGCUUUUUCUCUCUCUCUCUCUCUCUCUCUCUCCUCUCUCUCUCUCU